Molecule: messenger RNA, 1984 nt
Organism: Exaiptasia diaphana
Lineage: Eukaryota; Metazoa; Cnidaria; Anthozoa; Actiniaria; Aiptasiidae
Product: rhodopsin, GQ-coupled
Exons: 2
Coding region: 295-1500 (401 amino acids)
Biological process (GO): G protein-coupled receptor signaling pathway
Cellular component (GO): membrane
Molecular function (GO): G protein-coupled receptor activity
Source: RefSeq, a predicted model, not a curated record
CUAAUUGGCAUCUAGUCCAAUCUACUAAACGACACGAAAUAUUUUUAUCGUAUUCAGUUUGCUUAUUUAUUGUUGCCAAAUGCUUUGGAUAAUGGACGUUUGAUGAGUGGCUAUUUCGGCUGAUACCUGAUUGAACUAGAGAAACUCCGCCCCUCUGUUCAUCAUCUAGUACAUUAUCUUAUGUAUGCUUUUCCUUAAUCACUUUUUUAUAGAAGCGUGUGUCGUUUGUAGAACGCAUCAGUACUUUGUUCAAAUGGUGUGUCUUCAAAAGCUUAAAGUAUAGCUGGCACGAUUAUGGAACGUCUUACUCCAACUGGAUACCAACUUAUCUCAACAUAUAUUUGUUUUCUGAUUCUGKCUGGAGGAUUUAUUCAAAUAGUUACUUUCCUAGUCCUCAUACGAUCUACCGAUCUCAAGACCAAGUCCUUAACGCCRUAUUUGAUCAAUGUAGUAGCAGCAAACAUGGUCAUGAUAGUGGGAAGUUUCCCAUCGACGUUGGCUUCAUCCAUUGCCAAUGAGUGGGCGUUYACUGACGAUCUUGUGUGUCGUAUAGUAGGUUUUCUAGGUGGUAUAGCUGCCAUAUCGAUGAUCGCCACGAUGACUUGCAUAACAGUUAAAAUAUAUAAUACUCUUGUUUCACGUGGAUUGAAAAAACGCUUGAAGGGCGAUCAAAACUUGACACAAUACAAAAUCAUAUCAUUGGUUUGGUUGUACUCAAUUCUUGGCAUGCUACCUCCUUUAGCAGGUUGGACAAGAACGAUCAAGGAAGCUGCCGAUAUGAGUUGCGCACCAAAUUGGAAUGCCGAGRRCACACCAGACCUYGUAUACAUAUUACUUUUAACYUUUAUAUCGUACRUUAUACCAGUUUCAAUAGCAAGCGUUUACCAUUGGAAAAUCAACAAAGCAAUUAAUGAACAUCUCAAAACAGUCUCUCGAUUUUCAAGCGCGCAGAGGCAACUGGAAGGUUUUCGCAGCAUCAGCAAAAUGGCCGGUUUGGCAAUCGUAGCAUUUACGAUCACUUGGUUGCCAUAUUGCGCUUAUGCUCUCAUUUCAGCUUUCGGAGGAUCGCAUCUGAUUGAUACCAAGACGGGAUUAAUUGCGUGCCUUGUGGCUAAAUCAAGCAUUCUAUACAAUCCUUUCAUAUAUGCACUAGUAAACCCAAGGUUCCGAGCGAAUGUUAUGGAUUUUCUCAAGAUCAAGCAUCUUCGAUCUUCGUCAGUGAAUUUUUUAGCUCGUGCAACAUUAUCGUUCUCGGGUAACACAGAGAAUACCUCUCGUCCAAAUCAACCUCGAAUCAUAUUCCGUAACCAUCCUCAGCUUCGUCCCCGGGGAGGACUUGAGAACAAUCAKAGUGCAGAGAACGAAUAUUCCUUCCCUUCCUACUUUACAAAGGGAACAGAGAAUGCGGCAGCUUCCAGAGAGCCUCGUAUUCUUGUUGUACGACCGGCUGUGGAUAAAGAUAGCUUUUUUACUAGAGAAAGCGAUGUCAUGUCAAUGUGAAAAMUUGCUGACAGCUAAGGAAAGCAUUAGAUACAACGCAAACAUAUUUAUAAACAAGGCUCUUUUAUAGUCACAAUUGGGAAUUUUCCUCGUUUUUUGCGAGAUUCCACUGUGCAUAAUCGAUCGAGUUCAAGUGAUCACGCAAAAUCUUGAUGCACGCAUUUCAUUCAAGUCUGAGGUUGCCACGUAUGCUUUUCGUUUUUACCAUUCACUGCAAAUAUACUAGGCAAUCCUGUAUUCUUAUUAGCUAUGUAACCUAGGGCUAAGAAUGCUGAGGGAGCAAAUCGARCAAUAUGGUAGAUGUAUGUUUUUACACAGUUUUGUGACGAUUGUCCUUAAUUUAACCAUGUGAAUAUGAAUAAAACAUAACAAAGACAAUGACGACGACGACAACAGCAAAAACAGCAACAACWACCUUUAUUUCAAAACGCUCCUUAUUACAACGAUAAACAUUGCUGGGACGCUUAUAUUAAAAUACAAAUCU